GCGGCACUCGGAGGGAGGCAGCGGGGCGGCGCUGCUGCUUCUGCUGUCCAGCGCUCGGGAGUAGCGGCGCUCUCGGCUCGGGAACAGCCCGUGCGUCGCCCCUCUGACUGAGUUUCGCGCUCUCUGACUUUGAGCUUUUCUUGAACCAGCCCCGCUCUCGCCGCCCGUCCCGCGCUCAACCUCGGAUCCCCCCAAACCCUGGCAAGGAAAAACAUAGGAGGAGAGAAGCAGCAAAAUGAUGCUCCAACACCCAGGUCAGAUAUCUGCUUCAGAGGUUAGUGCAUCUGCAAUCGUUCCAUGCCUGUCUCCUGUAGUAUCUCUGGAAUUUGAAGACUUUCCAAAUCUAAACCCCUUGGUGAAAGAAGAAUUAAGAUGUGCUAUCCAGAAUAAGCGUCUGUCUCACAGGAUGCCCUCUACACUGGACACAGUUAUUGUUUCUGAUAGACCGGGUGAACUGUCUUUCUUUAAAGCAGAGGGUGCACCUGGGGAAGAUGAAAGGAAAAGACGACGAAGGGAAAGAAACAAGAUUGCUGCAGCAAAAUGUCGAAAUAAAAAGAAGGAAAAAACGGAAUGUCUGCAGAAAGAAUCUGAAAAAUUGGAAACCAUCAAUGCAGAACUGAAAGCUCAGAUAGAGGAGCUGAAGAACGAGAAGCAGCACUUGAUCUACAUGCUCAACCUGCACAGGCCCACUUGCAUUGUCCGAGCUCAGAAUGGGAGGACACCAGAGGAUGAAAGAAACCUCUUCAUUCAACAAAUCAAAGAAGGAACCUUACAAGGCUAAGUGACAGUGAUGAGACAGUGUUUGAUACCUUUAGGGCAUGACUUUACAUCUAAAAGCCCCCAAGCCAGAAGCCUCAGAGAAGCUACCUUGGUCUCCUGUUAGUCAAGAGAAGGCAAAGGAGAUGAUAUUUCUAAGGGGAAAAUAGUUUGUUAGCUUAGCUGUUGUUCUCCCUCUUGACAAGAUUCAACUAGGCUGAGGAAAGUCCUCUGCCUUUGCUUCAGGUUUAAGUAUCUGCCAGGCCUUCUAAUUCCUAGAAGCCAUAUUCGUGACAGUUACAGGCAUGCUAACUGCCGCUGGCAUGUGGUAUUUGCACUUGAGUUAUUUCUAGUAGAACACGAGGACUCUCAGUGAUGCACAGAAUACACCCAACGGACAUUUCUCUUCCUUGAGUCGGGUAGAAGAUGUAGAUGCAAGAUUGCUUUGAAUUCUCAAAAGAAAAAAGGAUUGCAUCACCCAGAAGGCUGCUUUCAAUUAAAAAAAAAAGCAUUGCAAUAUAAUGGGAAUUACUACAUAUCUGCAACCUAGUGCAGUGUUCUAAACUAAACAUUGUACUUUUUUGUUUUUAUAGCAACUGUGGAUUUUUUAUGACUCAUUUUGGAGGCAAAUUGUGGGACUAUAUCACAGGCAUCAGUUUCUUGUGAAAAUGCUCACUGAACUAAAUUAGAAUUUACAGAGCAGGAACAUUAUCCCCUUUGGCUUCUUUUUUAAAAGGGGAAAUUCCCUUCGAGAACCCAAGUUAUGUGUCACAUUUACAGUAUUCAAGCUAAUUUUACACAAAGCAAUUUCUUAUCAAGUAUUGAAACUGAAGGUUCUCUUUGAUUAUGGUUCGAUAGAUCUUGGACUCUUGCGAGUCUUUCUCUGGUGCAAUUGGCAUCUUUUACAGAGCAAGAAACUGGUUACUGUCAAUUCACAUACAUUAACUGAUGUUUAUGUGUUGAUUGCAUGUGUAUACAAAACUCCUCAAUUACAGUUUUAUGGUUGUGCUGCACAGACAGAUAAAAAAUGUUGAGCUGAGUAGACUCAACUUCUCCAUAAUUUGAUAGCCACCCUGGGACAUUGUGCCGCUACUGAUCAAAAGUUGGAUUUGCUGAACUCCUCCAUAAGUUGAAGGAUAAGAGAGAACUCCUCAAAGCUAGGUACUGGCAUCCCUUAUGAGCUACUCUUAUUUUAAAAACAAACAUAGUUGUGUUCCUUUAAAUGGAUUGGGGGCAUUGCUGCUAAUCAAACUAAAUUUCCUUGAUGAAUGUUGGUUUGGUUGCUCAUAGACUCCUGCAGAUGAACAGGAUUGCAAGUGGGUUCUUAGGGUAUCCCUGAUCAGGAUACCAUGCACCUAACAUAUCUCUCUCUAGCAGUAUGUGGAGUUAGAAGAUCAGCCAAAGAACUAUGCUUUGUAUAAAUUCAAUUUUCCAUGUAAUGUGGACAUGCUAUACUGGUUUCUUUAAAAUACUAAUUUUAUUGGGAAUUUGGUGAGCAAAAAUUCCACUUUCAAAAACUGGAUCCAAAGCUAUGGCAAAAAGAGGUCAGAAAUGCUUAUAAAAUUCUCUAUCAAUUCAAUCCUAAGCAACCCUGUACCCUUAAUUGAAGUCAGUGGACUUGGAUAGAUCUAACUCUACUAGACUUGCAUUGUAUGUAUGAAUCCUCUUUCAUUUUGUUUCAUUUUAUUAGUUGAAUGAAUAUUUUGCAGGAUUCUUUGCUGUCACUCCACCAGGAAUUGUUCCUUUCAGUAAAUUAUACACUUAAUGGAAAGUUUUCUUAUUACUGCUAUUUAUUUUUGCCAAAGCAGUUACCUAAAUCAUUUGAGAAUCAGCUUGUAAGUGAUAAAAGUAUUUAAACUUCUUAGUAAGGAUUGUUAAAGAAAAACUAUUACUGUAGAUGUUUGAAGCUUCUAGUAUAGUUGCUUCAUUGAGAACUAGACAUGAGCGUGUUUAAGAUUUGGUAUUCUUGUAAAAUCCUAAACUUAUUUAUUCCUAUAAAAUAUCAUUACUAGUUUUCAGCAGAAGAAAAUAAUGGCUCCAGUUCAAGAAGGGUAAGCCAUAGGUGGAAAUAUUAUGUUCUAUUGAUCGAUACUUUGUAUUCUAACAGCAGCAUUCAACCAUACUUUCUGAUCCCCCCCCCCUUUUAAACUGGAGAUGGUAGAGACUCAUCCAGGCAUGCACACUGCCUUUGAGCUAUCAUCCUUUGUCUGUUCCCUACAGGUUUCUGCACACAGAUCCUUCUGGCUAUGGCCCUCUUUUUUCAAGAGUGCUGAACAUUGGGGUAUUUGUUUGUGUGCAUAGGUGAAAUUCCAGAUACCUCUAAUCCUUCCCUUCUUCACAGACCAUGUGUCCUAUAAGGGAUAAUGCCAACCAUUUAUUUAGUGAGAAGGAAUUUGCCUCUCUUGUUUAUGUGUAAACAUCUCUGAACUGGAGCCAUUAUUAGUUAAUUUAUCCUUAUUAUGUCUAAGCUGUAGAGAGAAUAAAUAGUGCAAACAAAAUAAGCUGAAAAUGCAGGUGGUUUGCUGAGUUUUUUUUCUUUCUGAUGUUUAAUACUUUAUCUAUAAACUUCAGUGCUCCAUUUUGACAAACCACUGAUUUAAAGAUGCAAAGCAAUACCAGUCUCUUUGCAGACUAGAUCUGGACAAAUGCACCUUUGUUAAAUAUUAGUAAAACAGUAAAAGAUAAAAGUUUCAAAAUUUAGUUUCUUUUUCAGAUUCUAGUUUUGUCACCAAGCCUUGUAUAAUAACAAACCCCUUCAAAAUCUGAAAUUUCUACCUGAAAGAAUAUAUGAAUUUUAAUUUAGUAAUGAGAAAUUCCAGAAAUUUAACAAAAUUCAGAAGUUUAAUUUUGAAAAUCAGAUUUUGUAUUUAAAUUUAACUCUACCUCUUUCAAACUUGUUUCAGUUUUUUAUGAAGGAUUUUUGAAGUCUGUGGGGCAAAUGGCUAUUUAAAUACACAAUUAAUGAGACAGAUAAAGCAGCUUGCAUGUCAAAAUACUUUAUAGUACAGUUUUU
Molecule: messenger RNA, 3769 nt
Organism: Sphaerodactylus townsendi
Lineage: Eukaryota; Metazoa; Chordata; Lepidosauria; Squamata; Sphaerodactylidae
Gene: ATF3
Product: activating transcription factor 3
Exons: 4
Coding region: 236-781 (181 amino acids)
Biological process (GO): regulation of transcription by RNA polymerase II
Cellular component (GO): nucleus
Molecular function (GO): RNA polymerase II cis-regulatory region sequence-specific DNA binding; DNA-binding transcription factor activity, RNA polymerase II-specific
Source: RefSeq, a predicted model, not a curated record